Molecule: messenger RNA, 2134 nt
Organism: Psylliodes chrysocephalus
Lineage: Eukaryota; Metazoa; Arthropoda; Insecta; Coleoptera; Chrysomelidae
Source: the annotation of a GenBank genome assembly
GUAGAUUUUGUUGAUUAGAUUAGUGCAACACGUGGUUGUGGGAUUUAAAUUUAAAAAUUGUUCAAAAUGGAAAUUGUGGAAUGGAAAGAUCGCCGUAAAAACAGGGGAAUAACUGACAGUGGUUUAACGCACGAAUGUGGAGUAUUUGGAGCUAUUGGCAAUAAACAUUGGCCUUGUAAUUCGGAAAUUGCACAGUUUAUAUGUAUAGGUUUGGAAGCACUUCAACACAGAGGACAAGAAUCCACUGGGAUUGUAGUUAGUGAGGGAACCAAUGAUUAUCACUAUCAUAAAGGAAUGGGACUGGUAAAACAUGUUUUUAGUAAUGAAAGCAUUUCUAAACUAACAGGUUCCCUUGGCAUAGGACAUACAAGAUAUUCCACAAGUGCUAAAUCAGAACAAGUGAACUGUCAACCAUUUGUGGUACAUUCCAUGCAUGGGGCUUUAGCUGUAGCUCAUAAUGGAGAGCUAGUCAAUGCUGCCAUAUUAAGGAAACAGGUAUUGGAUCGAGGUGUAGGCCUUUCAACUCAUUCAGAUAGUGAAUUGAUCACGCAAGCUUUAUGUCUUAAUCCUCCAGAUGGUGAAGUAAAUGGGCCGGAUUGGCCGGCACGUAUUAGACAUUUAAUGCAACUGGCGCCUUUGAGUUAUUCUUUGUGUUUGAUGUUAAAGGAUAAAAUUUAUGCUGUAAGGGACCCUUAUGGUAAUAGACCGUUAUGUUUGGGGGUUAUUUUGCCUCCUAAUCAGGAAUUAAUAAAUGGUGAAAUCGGUAAUAUUCAACCUGAGGGAUGGGUGGUGUCUUCAGAAUCAUGUGCCUUUUUGUCGGUGACUAGAUAUUUACGAGAAGUCCUACCCGGCGAAAUAGUUGAAAUGACGCACGCUGGUUUAAAAACAAUCGAUAUAGUACCCCCACCACUAGACAAAUCUCUAGCUUUUUGCAUAUUCGAAUACGUUUAUUUCGCUAGACCAAACAGUUUAUUCGAGGGUCAAGAAGUAUACGCUGUAAGAGUACAUUGUGGUAUGCAACUAGCAAUAGAACACCCAGUAGAAGCUGAUAUGGUGGGAUCUGUACCCGAAUCAGGGAAUGCAGCCGCGUUUGGAUAUGCUCAACAGUCUGGAAUACCUCUUGGGGAACUUCUUACAAAAAAUAGUUAUGUAGGGAGGACGUUUAUUCAACCAAAUAAUCGUUUACGGCAAAUGAAUGUUGCCUUAAAAUUCAGCCCGAUAUUACGUAACGUCAAAGGUAAAAAAAUAAUACUGAUAGACGAUUCGAUAGUCCGCGGUAAUACGGUAGGACCGAUAAUCAAGCUAUUACGUAGAGCGGGAGCUAAAGAGGUGCAUAUAAGGGUGGCAAGUCCGCCAUUAAAGUACCCAUGCUUUAUGGGAAUAAAUAUUCCUACGAAGGAUGAAUUGAUUAUGAACAAAUUGAAGAAUACUAAGGAGUUUGCAAAGCAAGUUGAUGCUGAUACUAUUGAGUAUUUAAGUGUUGACGGUUUAGUAAAAGCAGUCAGAAAAGAAAUUAAACCCACAACAAAAUCUGUUGGACACUGUACAGCUUGUCUAACAGGAGAAUACCCUGGUGGUCUACCUCAAGAGUUGGACUGGUAAACAACAAAAUAGUUGACAUAUUCGUUAUCAGCUUCAAUCAAUUUCAAUCUCUCGAAUUUUAUUACAAGAUAGUUUUAUCUUUUUUUGCAACUUGGUUAUCUCUUAUACAGGGUGAAAGUACUAGAUUUUUGACUUUAUUGAGCAAGUAACGAAAAUAAAAACGGACAGUGUCAAUUUAGGAGUUGGUUAGCUUACUAUUUAAUUUUACCAUCUAGGUUUAUUUUUAAAAUAUUGAUUUUUAUGUUUUCUAUUCGCUUAUCGAAAAAGGUGUUUUUUCAAAAAAUAAUGACAUUAAAAAAACUUGUGAUUAUUUUUUUUUGGUUACUUGUACAAUAAAGCCGUAAACCUUUUUUUGCGCUAAUUUUGUCUAGCCCUAUAUAAGAGAGGGAAGGCAUUUUAAUCAGUUAUUAGAAUUCAAAAAAAAAUUCUAAUUCUUCGGGUAAAAAUCAGUAUUUUUGAACAGUUUUUAAGUGCGUACUAUUUAUGAUACUCUUAUACAAUAUAUUUGUUAUUAAAUGUAUUAUUUAUAUGA